AUUUUGCAACAGUUUUGUUAACUAGCUACUUCCAUUCGUGGAGGCUGCAUUGGUAAAUAAAGUGCACGAAAGGGGUUAUUUCAAGCUGAAGAAAUAUUUUCAAGGACAAAACGAUGGCUGACCCAUCAGCGGACGUGGACGUUCCGGAAGGGGCAGAAGUUCGCAAACUGUCGGAGCUGAGAGUGAUCGAUCUGAAGGCCGAGCUGAAGAAACGAAACCUGGAUACCACGGGCGUAAAGAGCGUGCUGUCGGAGCGUCUGAAAAAGGCAAUCGAGGAGGAGGGUGGAAAUCCUGAUGAGAUUAUUGUGACUCCGGAUUCAGCACCAAAGAAAUCCAACGUUACAUCUAAACGGGCUGCAAGAGAUACCAGGCAAGAGAAUGACGAACCAGAGGACAGCACUAUUGAGGAGGACUCCCGUGAUGGGCAUGAGGAUCUGCAGGAUGAUCACGAAAACAUGCAGGAAAUGGACAUCCUUGAGAUGAAUGUGCUGGACGAGACAGAGAACGACAAUGGCAUACCAGCCGAGGACGAUGAGGAUGAAACAGAGAAUUUCCACGGAGAAGAUGAUGCAUUGAUGAAUGAAGAACAUGACAACCAAGCCUUCGAGUCAGAAGAUGAAGAAAGAGCUCUAGAGAUGGAUGAGUCUGACCUCCUAGAUAAGGAUGAAUAUAUGACAUGCUCAUCAGUCAGUAUGGCUCAGCAUCCAGAUGCAGACGACGUGAAAGAAGAAACAGAAAAUGACAAAGUAGCCGGGUCUUGUUUAUCUGAGCCACUUAAAGAAGAUCACCAGAGCCACGAGACGAGCCCUGAAGAAGAGCAAGCUGCCACCGCCAGAGGGGAAGACAGUGUGUCCAACACUGGUGCCAAGUCCAACAAAGCCACCUCUGGAGAUGUGGAGAGCGACAGAGAUUUUAUGGAGACUGACACCAAAGAGGUUGGGGACUCACAGAAUGUCCCAGAAGAGACAGUUGACACUGAAAACAAAAGCUCGCAGGCUGUUAGUGUAAGCGAACAGGGUGCUGUGGGUGAAACCGUUGAUUCAGAAAUGGGGUCUAAGAAGGGUGAGGAGGAUGAGAAGACAGAAGAGAAAGCUGCUGUGGAUUCAGCCUCGACAGUGAAAGAGUCCUCUUCUGUAGAGGGCGAUGAUCAGAAAAAGAGCUCUGAGGAAAAAGAUGGAAAGAUCGAGUCAAAAGAUGAAAAGGCCGCUGGAAGUGGUGCUGCAGCAAGCAGUAGCAGGAAUCUGUGGGUCAGCGGUCUCUCUUCCACUACCAGAGCGACUGAUCUGAAGACCCUGUUCAGCAAAUACGGCAAGGUUGUUGGAGCUAAGGUGGUUACCAAUGCUAAGAGCCCAGGGGCUCGCUGCUACGGUUUUGUCACCAUGUCUUCCACAGAGGAGGCCACCAAGUGCAUCAGCCACCUUCACAGGACUGAGUUGCAUGGCAGGAUGAUUUCAGUCGAGCGGGCUAAAAAUGAGCCAGCGGGGAAGAAGCCAGCAGACAAGAAUGACACCAAGAAGUCUGGCAGUGAGAGGAGACACUCCUCUGACUCCAAGUCUGACGGAAAGGAUGAGAAAUCUGAGGGAGAAGGAAAAGAUGGCAAAGGGCGAAAUGAGAGGACUGUAGUUAUGGACAAGUCCAAGGGAGAGCCUGUUAUCAGCGUCAAAACCAAAAGCAAGGAGCGAAGCACAAAGAGUCAAGACCGCAAGUCAUCGAGUAAAGAGAAGAAAGACAUCCUGUCAUUUGACCAGAUCAAGGAGCAGAGAGAGAGGGAGAGGCAGAGACAAAGAGAGAGGGAGAUCAGAGAGGUCGAAAGACGCAGAUAUACUGACCGUGACCGUGAUAACCGGCCAGACCGUGAGCGUGAGCGUAUCCGUCUGUUCAGGGAGAGAGAGGAGAGGAAACACUUGAUCCGGAAGAGACACUGGCUGGAGGCUGAGAAACAGCGCCUCGACGCAGACCGUAUGGAGCGACAGUUCCUGGAGCGUGAAAGGCUGCGUAUAGAGUACGAGAGGCGACGGGAGCAGGAAAGGAUCCUCAGGGAGCGUGAGGAGCUGAGGCGGCAGCAGGAUCAGUUACGUUAUGAACAGGAGCGACGCCACCUUAAGAGGCCUUAUGACAUGGAUGGCAGGAAAGAUGAUUGGCCUGAUAAGCGCAUGGCCAUGGAUGACCGCUAUGGCCGUUCAGACUUCGGUCGACAGGAACGUUAUCAGGACUUUGACCACAGAGACCGGAGCCGUUACCAAGAUGACAUGAUGAUGGACAGGCGGGACAACGCUCGUGGCAUGGGUGCAGACAGAGACGGUCAGCACUUCUCAGACAGGUCAGACAGACACAGCAGAGACGGCCGAGAGCCCUGGAGUGGAGGCUAUGACAAGCGGAUCAACCCGAGGGAAGGAGGCCGAGACUGGGAGUCCGGGCGGAAGAUGGAAGGAGACAGAACAUGGCAAAAUAGAGAUGGUGCUAUCCCAGGCCAGAGCCACAUGGCACGAGGAGGAAUGGCAGGCCGUGGAGGCUACAUGAACACAGGGACAUCGCAGUCCCUCUCUGGAGCUCUCAACAGACAGAACCAGCUGAUGCAGGGUGGUGGGCUUCAGGGUGGAGCUUUCGGUCGACGCUACUGAUGUCUGUCUAAUCGAAUAGUGAAUAGUGGGACUGUUUCAGGAGGUCAUGUCAUGAAGGAUGUGGCCGUCUUGUUUUUGUACAUUUUUUUAAAAUUUUUUUGACACAAUUCCAAUCCAUUUUUGAUCAAGACCUUUAUUUUUCGUGUUGCUUCUCCAUUUUAUUUUGUGAUGUAGUGAUCUCCUGCCUUUAUCAUCCAGUCCAACCUACCUUGUUUUAACACGACUGUCUGCUUACAAGACUGCCUUGUGUUUACUGUUUGGCCUCUGGUGGAAUCACGUCCCAGCUCUGUGUUGUAAAUUCAGAUGUUUUAUAGACACCUAGGUUGAUGGACCUAUGCUCACCAGUCUCCUUUCUGUAUCCCAGUUUGUGUCUGAAACAUUUUGGAAGUUUUUCAUUCUUGUUAAAGCAUUUUGUUGCAAAUAACUUGUUCAGAGCUUGAAGCUCCUUUUUGACAUCAUUCUUUUAAAACGGAUGGCUGGUUAAAAAUUUUCCCUCUGAAGAAAAGGUUUUUAAAUUAAAUGUCACAUUCUGAUCA
Molecule: messenger RNA, 3157 nt
Organism: Toxotes jaculatrix (banded archerfish)
Lineage: Eukaryota; Metazoa; Chordata; Actinopteri; Toxotidae
Gene: safb
Product: scaffold attachment factor B
Exons: 21
Coding region: 114-2621 (835 amino acids)
Biological process (GO): regulation of mRNA processing; regulation of transcription by RNA polymerase II
Cellular component (GO): nucleus
Molecular function (GO): sequence-specific DNA binding; RNA binding
Source: RefSeq, a predicted model, not a curated record